CUCGCGACAAUGGCGGGCUCCUGGCGGGCCGCAGCGCUGGCGGCGGCGAUGGUCGGCUGGGUCGUGAGCAGCUGCGUGGUCGGGUUCCCGGUGGAGGAUUUGGUGACGCGGAUGCCGGGGCAGCCAGCGGUGGGGUUCAGGCAGUUCGCCGGGUACGUGGACGUCGACGACAAGGCCGGCCGGAGCCUCUUCUACUACUUCACCGAGGCGCAGGACGGCGCCGCCGGCAAGCCGCUCACCCUCUGGCUCAACGGAGGUCCUGGUUGUUCCUCGGUCGGAGGCGGCGCUUUCACGGAGCUCGGCCCAUUUUAUCCAAGAGGAGAUGGUAGAGGCCUUCGAUUAAACAAGAAGUCAUGGAAUAAAGUGUCCAAUCUUUUAUUUGUUGAGUCACCCGCUGGAGUUGGAUGGUCCUACUCCAACACUUCAUCAGACUACAAUACCGGAGAUAAGCGGACAGCUAAUGACAUGUACAAAUUUCUGUUGGGAUGGUAUAAGAAGUUCCCUGAGUACAGAUCAAGAAGCUUAUUUCUUUCUGGAGAGAGCUAUGCAGGGCAUUAUAUACCGCAACUCGCUGAUGUUCUUCUCGCGCACAACGAGAAAUCAAAGGGUUUUAAGUUCAAUAUCAAGGGAGUGGCAAUCGGGAAUCCUCUACUCAAGCUUGACAGGGAUGUUCCUGCAACGUAUGAGUAUUUCUGGUCUCAUGGUAUGAUAUCCGAUGAAAUAUUUAUUGCCAUAAACAAGGAUUGUGACUUUGAGGAUUAUACCUUUGGCGACUCCCACAACGAGAGCAAGUCGUGCAAUCAGGCCACUGCAGCGGCGAAUGCUAUAGUUGGGGAUUAUGUCAACAAUUAUGAUGUUAUCCUCGACGUUUGUUACCCAUCAAUUGUGAUGCAGGAGCUACGGUUGCGCAAAUAUGUGACCAAAAUCAGCAUAGGAGUGGACGUUUGCAUGUCAUAUGAAAGAUUUUUCUACUUCAAUCUUCCAGAAGUACAGCAUGCUCUCCAUGCUAACAGAACACACCUACCUUAUGGCUGGAGCAUGUGCAGUGAUGUGCUGAAUUACACCAGUAAGGAUGGCAACAUCGACAUCUUGCCUUUACUCCAGAGAAUCGUGGAACACAAGAUACCAGUUUGGGUAUUCAGUGGCGAUCAAGACUCCGUGGUGCCCCUCUUGGGAUCCCGAACCCUUCUGCGAGAGCUAGCUCAUAAAAUGGGGAUGCGUGUGACAGUUCCGUACAGUACUUGGUUUCACAAAGGCCAGGUUGGAGGCUGGGUAACAGAGUACGGCAAUAUGCUGACCUUUGCAACAGUGCGGGGCGCGUCUCACAUGGUGCCAUUUGCACAGCCAGACAGAGCGCUCGGACUAUUUGGAUCGUUUGUGCUUGGACAGAGGCUCCCAAACACGACCCAUCCACCCAUUGGAGGGUAAAUCUACAAAAGCAGCUCAAGAUAGAAAAAAAAAGCUUAGGAUUUGUCAGUCUUGCUACAGUAGAUACGAUCUCAAGGAAUGUAUUUCAAUGGUCAAUAAGUUCUGAAAAUUUUCAAAACAAAAAAAUAGGAAAGAAAUGCUAGCAAGUAUGUUCUUUAUGGUCUUUUAUCUGGGAUAUCAGAUUGCGCUCCUGGAAAGUCUGGAACAGAGCAAUGUGUACAAGUAAUUAUGUCAGUGUACUUAGCUUGGCAGACACCUUGCAAUUUGCAAUUCUGUCUAAAUUAUUCCAUCAGUCCACGACAAAUGAAUGCUAAAAGGUUCAUUAUAUUGCCAGUUAAGUGACAUGAUUCUUCUUGUA
This is a messenger RNA of Lolium rigidum, 1786 nucleotides long. RefSeq names its product serine carboxypeptidase-like 42. Gene Ontology annotation, biological process: proteolysis. Lineage: Eukaryota; Viridiplantae; Streptophyta; Magnoliopsida; Poales; Poaceae. Gene Ontology annotation, molecular function: serine-type carboxypeptidase activity. The transcript is spliced from 10 exons. Bases 10 to 1428 code for a protein of 472 amino acids. The record is from RefSeq and is a predicted model, not a curated record.